Chara braunii is the source of this 1415-nucleotide messenger RNA. Lineage: Eukaryota; Viridiplantae; Streptophyta; Charophyceae; Charales; Characeae. The record is from the annotation of a GenBank genome assembly.
GGCUCCCGCAACUGUCACAUGUCCGGGCUGCAGCGACUGUCAUAGGGUCGGGCUGUAACAGUUGGCUAGAAUACCUAACUGCAUCUUCUGGCGGUCCAAUGGAACCCGACACGAUGGAGCCACAACCGACCACGGGCGAAGCGGGAGAGGAGUACAAGACAUCGCCCGAUCGAGCACUGAGGGAUCUGAAGGAACGAAUUAGGCAAGAAGCACCGCUGAGAUGGGCUUACCAAACCAAUGACGGAGGGCCCGACAUAAGAGGCGAACCAGUUGCGACAGAGCCGCAGGAGGCUCUAAAGACGGGUACCUCGAGCGGACGACGAGAAGCGACGAGGCGACGCUCCCCUGAGUACGAGCAGAGGGACACCUUAGUGGAUAGGUACAGAGACGACUGGAGAGAGAAUUUAAGGGAUUCCUAUUGGAGGGACAGAGAUAGAGAAAGGGCGCCGCCCAGGCGAGUCUUCGGCCCCCAGACAGGGGAGUCACAUCCGCUCCCUUACGAGAGCAAGGAUCGCUAUAUUAUUACGCACAAGGUCUCAGAGCCUCCUACCUUCAGGGGCUAUGGUAUCACAGAAUAUCUGGAGAAGUGGGAGCUUCACGCCAGCCGAAGUCAUUGGUCGGAGGAAGAGAUUAUAGAGAACUUCCUAUUUAAUGUGGACCCAAGUCUUGGUAGGGAAGUUAAGGACGCUCGAUCGAAGGAUGGGAAAUGGACUACGUACAAGAAGAACCUCGUUGAGCUUUACAAAUUGGAGGAUAACAAGUAUUCCAUCAAGGACCUUGAAACAAUGACUCAAGAUGAAGAUGAGAGAGUACGGGCAUUUGGGAUGCAUUUCCAAAAGAUCUCCGACGUGCUGAUGAAGAAGGGGAAGAUCUCAGAGGUCGAGCRCUGUACUAUCUUCAUCGGACACUUGUCCAAAGGUAGGCAACAUAAUAUACUUAGAGAUCUUCCGCGCGAUAGGCUUGAUUUCCCAGAAGUUCUAAAACUCGCGAUAAAGGCAGAGGCAGACGAUUACAAGGACUUGGUGUGGAGAGGGAUGAGGAGACGUGACUUCUCUCUCUACAAGGAGUACGCCACUGAUAGAUGUCCUGAUUUCAAGGAUUAUCCCUGGUCGGAGAAGAAUGAGGCUGUGACUGAGGAAGUGAAGAAGAUACGGGACAUGGUGAAGGGAUUAACGAGACAGGUUACAGAGAUUGUAACCACUACAGGGGCCACGGCCUACCGGGACAAACCUGGGGGGCCCUAUUCACUUCGCUGGGACCGUAGGAACAACGAUUCCUGGAGGAGUGUCGAGGAUAGAAAUCCUCGGACGCUGACUGAUUAUCGUACGAGAGGAAGAGAGAGAGACGAUGAGCCAUAGCGAUGUAGGGACGAUGAGAUAGACCGAGACCGCAGAGAUCGCGAGCCGUUUGCGCGA